Molecule: messenger RNA, 831 nt
Organism: Monascus purpureus
Lineage: Eukaryota; Fungi; Ascomycota; Eurotiomycetes; Eurotiales; Aspergillaceae
Source: the annotation of a GenBank genome assembly
AUGCUCAUCGUCGGUCGCGCCAUCGCCGGUCUGGGAUCAUCCGGCCUGAUGAACGGAGCUCUGACGAUACUUGCGGCCAUCCUCCCACCCCGUCGGCAGCCGAUCGUCAUGGGCGUGAACGUUGGCUUGGGACAGAUUGGCAUCGCGUGUGGCCCGCUCAUCGGCGGCGCCUUCACCCAUUACGUGUCGUGGCGUUGGUGCUUCUAUAUCAAUCCCCCCCUGGGAGCAGUAGUCGCUGGCCUUCUCCUGUUCGUGACCAUCCCCGAGUCCCAAUACAAGCCCCCCGUCCGCGAGGUCUUCCGCACAGCGGUUCAUUCCCUCGAUCUCCUAGGCUUCGUCUUGAUCGCUCCCGCAGCGAUCAUGUUCUUCCUAGCACUGCAAUGGGGAGGCAACCAGCACCCGUGGGAUAGCUCUGUGGUCAUUGGCCUUUUUGUCGGUGCGGGAGGGACUUUCAUCGUCUUUCUCCUAUGGGAACGCCGGCGCGGUGACGACGCCAUGGUCCUCUUUAACAUGCUCAAGAUGCGCAUUGUCUGGUCGGCGUCGGCGACCAUGUUCUUCUUCAUGGGCGUGCCCUUCACAGCCAACUACUACCUGCCUAUUUACUUCCAGGCAGUCAAGGAUGACUCGGCGGUCAUGAGUGGUGUGCAUAUCUUGCCGACUAUCAUUGCGCAGGUGGUCUUUGCUGUGACCUCUGGUGCUAUGGGACUCGAAAUGAAUGGUGGAGGCACGCGGCUAUUACAGCACACGCCUGCGAACCAGGUCCGGAGGCCUGCAGAUGUAGGAAUGGCCGCUUCUGGUGAUCCCGUCCGGCCGCCGCCCGUGCAGGUUUAG